This is a messenger RNA of Lachancea fermentati, 1239 nucleotides long. Lineage: Eukaryota; Fungi; Ascomycota; Saccharomycetes; Saccharomycetales; Saccharomycetaceae. The record is from the annotation of a GenBank genome assembly.
AUGAAGCUUGGCAUUCUCAUUAGUGCUCUCUUGAGCUCAUCCUUCGUUGCAGCCAACCCAAUUUUCCGCCGCGCCAAGAGCGAAACUUCCGCUUCUGUGUCGGUGUCUGCGACGUCAUCUGCGUCUUUGAACUACACACAGACAGCUACCAUCCACGACCCGGCGUCUACUACCGAUGGUGUGUGGAGCGUUACACAAGGACGGUUUGGAGCUGUUUUCAAGCCUAAGGUGAUGAUUAUCAAUAUGUUCACGAAGGAAGAAACUUUGUGGAUUAAGAACCUCGACCUGAUGUUCAACAUUUCGGUGCCAAUGCUGUCACCUGAAUACCCAUACGUGCACUCGAAUGGCAACUUCAGUGUAAUGUCUGUUACUACUGGUGAGGGUGAAAUCAAUGCAGCCACCACUAUUUCCGCGCUUGCGAUGUCUCCGCUCUUCGAUUUUACUGAAACCUACUUCCUAAUUUCCGGUAUUGCAGGUGGCUCUCCAGACAUGGUGACCAUUGGAUCGGUGACCUACGCAAAGUACGCUGUUCAAGUGGGCCUCGCUUACGAGGUCGACUCCCGCGAAAUUCCAAGCGACUGGAAAUACGGAUUUGUCAACUUUAACACUGACGAAAACAACGAAUACCCAUUGACUAUCUACGGCAGCGAAAUUUUCGAGCUAAACGAAAGUUUGAUGCGCAGAGCCAUGCAUGUCGCAUCCAAUGUUACUUUGAACAACGGUACCGCCGGUAACGUUGCCAUUCGUGAGAAAUACAAUAGCACUGCCCCUGCAUUUGAUUCACCAAAACUUGUUGCUUGUGACACUGCUACCUCCGAUGUGUACUGGACGGGUAACUUGAUGGCACAGGCCAUGGGUGAUUUUGUUUCCACCAUCUCCAACGGAACUGCUAAGUACUGUUCCACACAACAAGAAGACAACGCGACAUUGGAGGCAAUGCUACGUGCCGCCAAGCAUGGUAUCUUGGACUUCAACCGUAUCGUUGUGACCAGGUCGAUUUCCGACUUUGACAGCCCACCACCAAGUCUCAAUGCCACCAGCUUCUUCUUCGACACCUACCAAGGCGGGAGCUCCGCUGCGGUGCAGAACCUAUACAUCGCCGGGCUUCCUUUUGUGAAGGACAUUCUCCACAACUGGGAAACUCUAUACCGUGAGAACCAAUUUAUGCCUAAGAACUACAUUGGCGACUACUUUGAAACUCUCGGAGGUGUGAGAAACUUUGGACUUUCCACUGAAUAG